UCGUCGAGUCUCGUUUCGUGCUCUCGUUCGCGUUGCCUGCUGCGCCUGCUGCUGCCGUUGUGGUGGUAGGUAGUGGUGGCCUGUGUGUGAUAUUUGGCUAACGCCAGCUAACGCCAUCGGUGAAUCGGAACUCGACCCUCCUUCCCCACCCAACGACAAGACGGCAGCGAGGAAUUUUCGCUGUAGCCCUCCUCACGCCACCAUUCCCAUGACUCCAAAAUGACUGUGGACUUCCGCGACUACUUCUGGGGAGAAAAGAACAAUGGAUUUGAUGUGCUGUACCAUAACAUGAAAUAUGGCUAUCUCGCGGCCAAAGACUUGGCGGAGUUCUUCCGCGAGAGGUCCUUGGUGGAGGAGUCCCACUCGAAGCUGCUGUCGAAGCUUGCCCGCCAGGCAGCCGGCUCCUGCUCGACGGGCACCUUCGGACCCCUAUGGGGGGUGCUGCGCUCCACCUCCGAAAAGCUCUCCUCGCUCCAUGCACAGAUGGUGGCGCAGCUGCAAGACCUGGUCCGGGAGGUGCAGCGCUACUGCGAGGAGCAGCACCGGCGGCACAAGCAGGUGAAGGAGGAGGAGGCGCCCACGCUAGAGGUGGUGCAGGGCCUGCAGCAGACGACGGGAGCAUUGGCCAAAGCCCGCGAGGCCUACGCUGCCCGAUGCCUCGAGCUGGAGAAGCUCAAGCGGGAGUCCUCGCCCAAGGACCUGGACAAGGCUGAGGCCAAGGCGCGCAAGGCAUGCGAGGAGUACCGGCAGCUGGUGGAGCGGCAUGGCGUGGUGCGGGCGGACUUCGAACGGCGCAUGGCCGGAUCGUGCCAGCGGUUCCAGGAGCUCGAGGUGGGCCACCUGCAGCACAUGAAGGAGUUCCUGGCGGGAUAUGCGCGUGUCCUCGACAGCAGCCACGCCCUUGUGGGGCAGGUGCACGCCGAGUUCCGACAGCAGUGCGACGCCCUGGACAUCGAUACGUUACUGCGGCAGUUUGCAGCCGCUCGCCAGACGGGUUCUGAGAAGCCAGAGGCGAUCACCUUCGAGGAGCCCGACCCGAGCCUGCAGCUCACGCCGACGAACGCGGCCACCACAGGCUCGCCGCCGUUCUUCACGACGUCCACACCCGCGCCAUCUGCGUCCGGCUCUGAGAAUGGGCCCGUGCUGCCGGCCGACUUCUGCCCGGCGUCGGCAGCGGCAGCGGCGCCGUCUUCGGCUGCCACCAAUGGUCCGCAGGCGCCGGCGGCCAAGAAAGAAGGUAAAGGGCGGCGUCACCGCGCCAUGUCUCUCCUGGACCUGUUUUUUUUCUCUCCGUCCCUGUCGGCCACGAAAACACCGGCCCCUUCUCCUCCCCCCGCCGCCAACAACAACAUCAACGCCACUGCCACCGCCACCACCACCACUGCACGUCAUGCUGCUCCCACCGCGGGCGCAGGGGUCGAUGCCAACGGCAGCCAAGCCAACUCCACAGCCGCUCCCAAGAGAGAGUCGCUUGCCCGAACCUCGCUGCGAUCUUCUAAAUGGUUUUUGAGGACCAAGUGGGAGCGGCAGAAAGAAAAACGCAAGCGCAAGAAGGAGAUGUCUUCCAAGGACGCGUCGACCACAAGUGGAGAGGCGCGGCCGCCUGGGUGGCGCUCGCUCCUCAGGGCACGAGCCGCUCUGGGCCGAGCCGGCGGCAGUGGCACCCUGCACGAACCGUCGCCGCCCUGCGAACGUAGCGCGCUCCGGCGGCUCUCGGUCGAGCAGCCUCGAGCCACCUCUGACCUCGAUUCACUCUUCCACGUGCCGGUCUCCACGGCAGCCACAGCAACCACCUCGGUGGCGCCGGUGCCCACCAGAGACAGCAAGGAAUCUGAAGAGCAGAAUGCCGAAGUCGACGAAGAAGGUUACACUGUACGGCCAUCAUCGGAGCGUCACAAAGAAAAUGACAGAGACAGUUUUUACUCAAGUUCAGACGGCGAUUCAGACGAUGAAGACCGCGACCGAAGGAUCCACAUAGAAAUCAAGCCCCUGAGCAAUGGGGCGCCAAUGAGUGCAAGUGUCGACGAGCUGCGCGCCACUAUUGGCUCACUAUCACUGUCACCGAUUCCCCAGCACUCUAGUCGGAGGCCAGAAACGCUGUACAUCAGGCACAAGGCACGGAGAGCGUACAACAGCGCCUCGUCGACACCAGACGAAGCACCCAAGAGGCCAGUAAAUCAAAGUUCAAAGGACAGCGCCGGCAUGGGCAGCGGCACGGAAGCCGACAUGCUCGGCUUAUUUCCACUGGACACGAGUGCAUCAACGCCCACCACGCGACUUCAAAGUCCACUGGGCCAGGGUGAGCCCGCAUCACAGCCUUCCGCGUCGAGCAGUGUGCCCUCCUGGGACCGAUAUGCAGCAUUGAGCGACUUGUUCAACGACAAGGCACCGGCAGAGUCUACGAGUUCGGAGGCGAGCAAAGGAGCGACCACUAGCAGGGGAGGAACACCGACAAGUGCCUUCACGGGGCCUGCGCUACCAAGGCCACCAUCUAGACGAUCGGAGGCCGUGCGGGGUCGGGCGUCGCCGCUGCCCAUGAGCCGGACAGAGAGCGUGGGAAGCCUGAGCAGUGACUUCAAGACAACGCCCAUGCCCCUGGGUUCGUCACGGGGCCCCUCACCACUCACGAUUGGCCUGUGCGACUCUAUACCGCUGGCUGUCGCCUUCCAGGAAGUGGUGCAUGCUCGCUUCCGAGGGACUGACGAGACGCUCUGCCAGGUGAAGCUUCUGGGUGACAUGAAGGUGUCCUUCCCGGCUGGCAUUGUACAUGUGCUGACAAACAACCCAUCGCCAGCAGCGCUAACGUUCAGGGUCAACACUGCCCGCUUUGACAACGUUCUACCCAACAAGAACCUCGUUACGUUAGAUGCGAGUCAGUCGACGAGCGACCGGUGCGUGUAUGAGUUCAACAUGUCGGUGCUCACGGGCCUGCUGCGGCGGCAGCACGAGCAGACGCCCUCGGCGUCCUACUUCAACAUCGACAUCCUCAAGUACCACGUGCGGGCGGGGCCCGGUGCACGGUCGGCGCCCCUGCAUCUGGUCGCCUUCUGGAAGACGCAGGAGGACAACACUGACCUCAAGAUUGACUACGAGUACAAUGCCAAGGCCCUGAGCCUGCCGGCGGGCACAGGACCAACCGGGGUGGGACCCGCGUCGGCGAAUCCGGCCCCAUCGGCACCGGGGCUUCCACCGCUGACGGGACUGUGCCUGGGCGUGCCCAUGGACGGCGGGGUAACAAGUGUGCAGGCCAAGCCCCCAUGCGUGUGGAACGGGGAGACUCAGCGAGCCCUGUGGAGGCUCAAUGACCCAUUGGGUGGGACGGCGGGUGGUCAGCGGGGCGGGUCCCUGCUGGCACGCUUCGCCCUGACGCGGGGUCCCUCGACACCUCGCCCCCUGGAGGCGCGCUUUGUCUGCGAGGGAGCCACUCUGUCCGGUGCCAGCUUUGAGCUGAUUGGCCAGGGCUAUCGCGUGUCUCUAGUCAAGAGGCAAAUAUUGUCGGGCAAGUACCUAUGCGAGCCGUGACAUUUGCCCGCGACGGCGAUGACGGGCCGUCCCCUGCCACCUGUCCCCGCCUCCCCGCCGUCAAGCCCCGACGAACAAGACAGCAGCGCUCCGCAACCGACCGUGGCGGAGGCGGUGGCGGUGCCGCCCGUGCCGGUCGCUGGUCCGACCGACGAGCGCGUUGCCACGCCGCCUCCGCCCUCCUUCGACCCCCCUCCGCCCCCUCUCCCCGUUCUCCAUCGGAGAUCCUCCUCCCGCGAUGUCCUCCAGCCUCCCGUCCCUCAAACCCGAGUCCCCGCCCCCGAAGCUCCGCCUCCCGCCUCUCAAACCCGAUGCCCCGCCCCCGAUGUCUCGUCCUCACCCCAGCAGCAGCAACAGCACCAGGCCUCGCCUCCACCCAUAUUCGCACCAGCCCACAUCUCGGCCCUCACAGUCACCGUCGUCGCAGCCAGCGUCUUCUGCCUUGCCCUGCAAAUUGUGGCGCUCUGGCGACGUAGCAGUUAGUAGGUCCCGACGAAGAAGAAAACCUGCACGAAGCCGCCACUAGAGGGAGGGACGAAGAACAGGCAGACUUUUUGGCCCUUCUCGACGUUUCUUCACACACGUACCGCGAUGAGAGGGAGUUUGAUGGAAGCAUACGUGUCCUCUCAUAGACAGAAAUUCGAAGCGAACGCUCUUGCGUCUCUUCGCUCGUAAAAAAAAAAACGGCAUCGCGCCCAUCCUAUUCCAUGCCAAGGAGACUACCUCUGGAAGGUGCCCGCGGUACACUAUGGUUGUGGUAGAUGCUUGUUGGAUAUUGACCUUUCUCUCCGACAUAGCGCAAGCCAGAACUUGUUUUUUUGCCGAGCGGUGGCAGCGGUGGUAGCGGUGGCGGCAGCAGCGCAGAUGCGACCGGCUUUUCCUAGCAAUCGACGUGCAAAAGUAGUUUUUUUUUACUUUCUUUCUUGUAUUCUUGUCGCUGACAGUGUAAUAUACUGCCCAACGGUCGCAUCCGCACUGCUGCAUUUUUCCCCAUGCAUUGUGUAUGUACAUAGAGAGGAUAUUUUUUAACGACGCUCAGCGCUUUUUUUUUUUUUUUUUCGUUUAUGCCUCCUGUGUGCUUUCGCCCAUGUUCUGCCUGCCGUCUGCCAGUUACCGUUGCAGACGACGUGCGUUAGCAGACUAAUUAAUUACCGCCGUAGUUACCGUUGCCACCGCAGCUGCUUCGUCUGCGUCUUUUUCCCGCGUGAACUUGUAAAUAUCGCAGAUUUAAAAAAAAAAAAAAUCUAAGAGUCACCGCCUCAAGAACAGCCUGAGCCUGCUGCGUGCUCUUUCUUUCAGUCCUUCCCCCUUUUAAUUAAAAAAAAUAUCGCGUCGCUUCUUCGGCAAGUAUUUUGUUUGCUCUAGCCUUUAUUUUUUUAUUUUUUGGAAUGAAUGCGUUGUUUAAAUGUACCAUCUGUUGUUGCUUGACAUUUGUCUAACCAUAAGUAUAUACAUAAAUAUAUACAUUAUAUAUAUAUAUUAUAUAUAUACACACACUGUUGUUGAUUUGAUGGAAUGCUUUGCUUUACAUGAGCUACAAAAAAGUGAAAUCUCUGAAAAACAGCUUGUGGAGGACGCAAUAAAAUUGCUGCCUUGCAGAGCAA
Messenger RNA from Rhipicephalus sanguineus (brown dog tick), 5126 nucleotides. RefSeq names its product F-BAR domain only protein 2. The transcript has 23 exons. NCBI's taxonomy places the organism in Eukaryota, Metazoa, Arthropoda, Arachnida, Ixodida, Ixodidae. Gene Ontology annotation, biological process: clathrin-dependent endocytosis; clathrin coat assembly. The record is from RefSeq and is a predicted model, not a curated record. The coding region runs from base 220 to 3522 and encodes 1100 amino acids. Gene Ontology annotation, cellular component: cytoplasm; clathrin-coated vesicle; plasma membrane.